CAACCAAUAUAAUGAAUCAAAACGAUUUAUAUCUUAUUGAAGGUCUAAACCUUAAAAAAGAAAGAAAAACUUAAAUUUACAUAAUCUCUGAACCACUAGGUUUGAAGCUAUUAGUACGAAUUCUUUAUAUUCUUAGGACCCAUUAAAUUUGACUUUCAAAUUAUUAGUAUAUUGGAGUAAUGAAGAUGUACUAUUAGAUUGGAAUGAUUACUUAGAAAGAACAUGCUCUAAUGGAUUCUACUUUAAAUUAUAUUUUUAAGGUUAAGAAUACAAAAUUGAGGGUUCUGCUGAGUAACUAAGCACAUUGUAUGAUUUUUGUAUUGGUAAAUUCAUUUUUAAGAAGAGUAACAUCUACUAAUUAAACAGAAUCAUCUCAACGAAUUCAUAAUAUGAAGUAUAUAUUUAUAAUAAGUUUAGUUAUCUGUAGUAACAGAUGUUUUAAAUAAUAAAUAAUACCUUGAGAAAAGAAUUCUUUCUGGUUUCAUUUCUCAAGGAAUUGAUGUAUCUAAUUCUUUUGACACUUAAUCAGGUUUAGAUAAAAUACCAGAAGAAAUAAGAAUCAUUCAAUUAUUGAAUGCUCAAAAGUGUCCUUAUAUUUAAAAAGUUUUAUCUAUUUGCUAUGAUGGUGAACACUAUUCUUUUAUCUACACAAACUAAAAUUUAAUAUCUUUAAAAUAGAUGUUAAAAAUACAACACAUGGGUUUGGCUCUUGCUUUUAUCAUAGAAAUUAUAGAAUAAUUGUUAACAGGUAAUCAAAUUAAAUAUUGUUAGUAUUGAAUAUAUUUCAAGAACUUGAAAUUAUACACAAUAAUAUUAAUUUAGAUUAGAUACAUUAUUCUCUAGAUUCUAAUUCAAUUAUUUUUAAUAGUUUUAGUAAUUCAACUUUUGUAUGCAAUAAAGGAAUGCCUAUGUAUUUAAUAAUUCAAUUUUAGAAAAUGUAAUACUAUAGGUUUUAUUCCUCCUGAAUAUUUAUCAAACAAAUAUUUGAUUUCACCCCAAGCUAAUAUAUUCCAAUUAGGCACAUUAUUCUAUCAUUUGUAUAUUAUUUAUAUAAUUUUUUAUAGGUUAUUUAACUAAAAUCCUUUUGGAAAUGAUUAAUAAACUAAACUUAAAAACAAUAUCGUUGUCAAAUAUAGUAUUCCAAAUAUAUAAAUGGAUAAGGAUAUUAUUGAAGUACUUAAGUCAAUGAUGUAAAUAAAUCCCAAAAAAAGAAAAACUCCUAAAGAGUAUAUGUGUUCCAAGAUUUUUAAACCUUCAUAUAAAUCAAAGAUUUCUAAAAACUCUUUCUUAAAGUUUCUUAAAGAUAAUUCAUCUUCAAAAAUUGAUGAGUUUGAAGUAGAGGAUGAAACUACUUCAAUCUAAAAAGUCAAAUUACUUUCUUUUAAUAAAAAAAAGAAUUGA
Messenger RNA from Paramecium sonneborni, 1401 nucleotides. NCBI's taxonomy places the organism in Eukaryota, Ciliophora, Oligohymenophorea, Peniculida, Parameciidae. The record is from the annotation of a GenBank genome assembly.